AGCUGAGGGACAGGUGCGAGAGCCCCACUAGACUCUAAGCAGGAGAAAAUGGAGUUACAUACGCGAUCUCUGCCUGUGCCGCUGCUGCUGCUGAUCAGCUUGAGUCUAUGCAGCUGCCAGCUGAAUGUGAGCAACAAUUUUCGCAAUAUGAAGGUACGCCUGGCCAGUACAAAUGCAACUGCUACUGCGAACCAGCCGCUGCGUGAGGGCCGUGUGGAGGUGAGCUUUGACAAUGGCGUUAAGUGGGGUACCAUUUGCAGCACAAAAUGGACAAAGCGUGAGGGUAAUGUUGUGUGUCGGCAGUUGGGUCUGGGCUAUGCCUCCAUGGCCAUGCCCAGCACUAAGCACGGUAACAGCAGAACACAUCCCUGGGGCAUGGUGGGCACUCUUUGUCGCGGCACCGAGCUUAAACUAUCGGAAUGCCACCGGGAGUCGACAUAUCCCACUGUAUGCGAUGCCACCAAUCGUAAUGUGAGUACAGUGGCCUGUGUGAGUAAAUCACCGGAUCUGGAGCUUGGUCUGGUGGACAUUGAAGUAAGCGCGUACUUGGCAAAUGUGCCCAUGACAGAGCUGACCUGCGCCAUGGAGGAAAACUGUGUGUCGAAGGAUGCGUAUGUUGUACGCAGAACAAAUCCCAGGGGUAUCCGCAAGUUGCUGCGCUUCUCGGUCAAGGCCUCCAAUGUGGGCAAUGCCGACGUUAGUCCCUAUGCCAACUACAAGGACUGGGAAUGGCAUCAGUGUCAUAUGCACUACCACAGCAUGAAUGUCUUCGCCACAUUCGACGUCUACAAUCAGCGCUACCAGAAGGUGGCCCAGGGUCACAAGGCCUCCUUCUGCCUGAUGGACUCCCAGUGCAAUUUGGGCGUACGCAGGAAAUACACCUGUGGCAAUACCACCCAAGGUAUCAGCGCUGGCUGCGCGGAUGUGUAUAGCCAUGUGCUAGAUUGCCAGUGGGUAGAUGUUACCACUGUGCCCGUUAACAAUAGAUAUAUACUACGUGUAGCCCUAAAUCCCGAGUAUAUGCUGGGUGAGAGGUCUUUCGAGAACAAUGGUGCCGAGUGCGACCUUUAUUAUACGGGCGAAGUAAUAAGCACAAGGGUCACCAAUUGUAAACGAAAGCCUUUAUUGAUUUAAUUACAAUUUUAUAAAAUACAUU
Molecule: messenger RNA, 1156 nt
Organism: Drosophila novamexicana
Lineage: Eukaryota; Metazoa; Arthropoda; Insecta; Diptera; Drosophilidae
Gene: Loxl1
Product: protein-lysine 6-oxidase
Exons: 2
Coding region: 49-1134 (361 amino acids)
Biological process (GO): peptidyl-lysine oxidation
Cellular component (GO): membrane
Molecular function (GO): protein-lysine 6-oxidase activity; copper ion binding
Source: RefSeq, a predicted model, not a curated record